AUGAUACUGCUCACGCUCGAGCUGGGAACGCGGCUCAUACCGCACUCGAAGUCCAACUAUGGAAGACUGUUGACAGGACUGAUUUCUCGGCCAAGAGUCUACAGGACACGAUCUCUGUCGAUAACACAGCCCCGAGACUUAGAGGAAACUGUGAAAGAUGAAGGACCCGCAAAACGUGUACCAGCGCAACAAAAACGGAAAUCGAAGACCAAUCCUGCGACAAAGUACAAGAGCGUUGCAGCGUAUCUUUCGUAUGCUCACCAAGGAGGCGUCUCUACCGAUUCAACUGUGUUCAAGGGAAAUGUAUAUGAACUCACAACGUUGGAACUACUCCAGGAGAAUCUAUGGCUAUCGAAUAUCUUGCACCAAGGAGGAGCACACGACCGAGGAGUUGAUGCUCGUGCCAAUUGGGAUCUCAACCAAUUCAAAGAUGCUGAUCCCGUGGAAUCCCCGGUGGCUUCCAGAUCCAUCAUGGUCAAUUCUAGGCGAAUCAAACCACUUGUGGAGCGAAAAAAUGCAGAGAGCCUCCAUGUGAAGCUGUUUGUGCAGUGCAAAUGCUACGAAAAAACAUCAAUUGAUACGCGAAUGAUACGUGAGAUUAAUGGUACAUAUCUCAACAAUGUUCCAGAGCGAGACCGGAGUCGGGUUUUCUUUAUGAUAGCCAGUCCCAAUGGGUUCACGAAGCAGGGCAGGCGGGACUUUGACAACUCUUCCAACCCACUCAUCCAUUGCCAGAUAGACAAAAUGAACAUAGUGGAUACAAGGGGUAGUGGCUACGAUAUUACGAAUUACACGCCUUCGAGAAUUCGUUCUUUUUAUUGCAAUCCGGUAGCAGAGGCAUUGCUGAAGGGGCUUGAUUGGAACCUCACCCUUAAGCACAGUCGACAGGCUGAAAUUUCGCAUAGAACUGUAUAA
Molecule: messenger RNA, 915 nt
Organism: Kuraishia capsulata CBS 1993
Lineage: Eukaryota; Fungi; Ascomycota; Pichiomycetes; Pichiales; Pichiaceae
Exons: 1
Coding region: 1-915 (304 amino acids)
Cellular component (GO): mitochondrion
Source: RefSeq, a predicted model, not a curated record